AAUGUGACUGAAUGCAACUGAAGACCACGUGAAAACCCUGAAAACUGCGGAUCUGUUUUUGUUGUGUUUUUGACGUGGUUUUAACUAAAAUAUUCUGUUUCAUUGAAAAAAUGAUAAGCUUAGAAACUUCUGUAAAAGUGGGAAAAUCUCCAAAGAAACUUCCAAUCGCAAUGAGCGAAGAAGAUGAAUCAGGAUCCGAAACUGGAUCGGAAAACGUUCAUUCCAUGGAUGGAGAAGAAAAUAUGGAAAGUGCAGACGAAGGAAUUGACAAUAGUUCCGGAGAUGAAGGUGAUAAUUCAAAUUUAGAAGAUGAGGCUGAAAAAAAUUCAUCUGCAGACAGCGUCAUGGAUAAAACAAAAGCAAAUCCCAAUUGGGCAGAUGCCAUGCGAAAGGUUUUACACACGAAAAAACCGAAACGGAAAAAAACGAUUGUUUUAUCAAAGGCCAGGAAACUUUGCGACAUUGUUGCCAAAGAGAAAAAGGAAUCUCUGCCUUUUGAAAUUGAAGGCACUGAUGGCGAAAUUACGAAAGAAAUAGCGGUGAAAAAAGAGACCGAGGAAGAAAAGAAAAAGGAAGAGGCUGGCCAGAAAAAACGGAGAAGGAAAGAAAUUAAAACUGGAAUCAGAAUUAAGCCGUCGAUUUUGGACAGAGAAAGGGAAAGGACUCUUCAGAAAAUUGCUACAAAAGGGGUUGUACAAUUAUUUAAUGCAGUUCGACAACAACAGAUGGAAAUUGAGAAAAAAUUGGUGGAGGCUGGUCCCGUGGAAAGGAAACGCGAAAAAGUUCUCAAAAAUAUAGAUAAAAGAGCGUUCCUCGAUGUUCUCAUGGGCGGAACGAAAAGCAUUUUAGUUGACGAGACAAAAACUAAAACUGAAAAUGAAAAAGAAGAACCUGAGGAGGGUAAAAAGGUUUGGAAAGUGUUGAGGGAAGAUUUUGUGAUGGGUGCGUCGUUGAAGGACUGGGACAAGAAAAAACCGGAAGUAGAAGAUGAUUCUUCCGGUCCAGAAGAAGUCGGGAGUGACGAGUGAACUGGCACAGGUGAAAAUAAAUAAAUAUAAAAUAUAAAUAAAUAUUUCAAGCAAUUGCAUCAAUUGCUUCAUCUGUAGAUUAUUAUUACUGGCAAUACUGAAUUUUUUUUUAUUCAUCCAUAUCCGAUUAUUAAUGAA
Belonocnema kinseyi is the source of this 1166-nucleotide messenger RNA. RefSeq names its product RRP15-like protein. The record is from RefSeq and is a predicted model, not a curated record. NCBI's taxonomy places the organism in Eukaryota, Metazoa, Arthropoda, Insecta, Hymenoptera, Cynipidae. Gene Ontology annotation, biological process: maturation of LSU-rRNA; maturation of 5.8S rRNA. Bases 111 to 1028 code for a protein of 305 amino acids. The transcript is spliced from 4 exons. Gene Ontology annotation, cellular component: preribosome, large subunit precursor.